Messenger RNA from Salvelinus fontinalis (brook trout), 1728 nucleotides. RefSeq lists its product as uncharacterized. Bases 1 to 1728 code for a protein of 575 amino acids. The record is from RefSeq and is a predicted model, not a curated record. NCBI's taxonomy places the organism in Eukaryota, Metazoa, Chordata, Actinopteri, Salmoniformes, Salmonidae. The transcript has 3 exons.
AUGUCGGGAGAUGUCGUGGAAAGUGGCCACGAGAGGAAACACCCCUCAGUACAGCCCCUCAGUACAGCCCGUCGUCACAGCCCCUCAGUACAGCCCCUCGAUACAUCCUGCUGCUCCAGCCCCUCAGUACAGCCCAUCGUCACAGCCCCUCGUUACAUCCUGCUAGUACAGCCCCUCAGUACAACCCCUCGUUACAGCCUGCUGCAGCCCUUCAGUACAGCCCCUCGUUACAUCCUGCUGCUACAGCCCCUCAGUACAGCCCCUCGAUACAGCCCGUCGUUACAGCCCAUCGUUACAGCCCAUCAUUACAGCCUGCUGCUACAGCCCCUCAGUACAGCCCAUCGUUACAGCCCCUCGUUACAGCCUGCUGCUACAGCCCCUCGUUACAUCCUGCUAGUACAGCCCCUCGUUACAGCCUGCUGCUACAGCCCCUCGUUACAGCCUGCUGCUACAGCCCCUCGUUACAUCCUGCUAGUACAGCCCCUCGUUACAGCCCAUCAUUACAGCCUGCUGCUACAGCCCCUCAGUACAGCCCAUCGUUACAGCCCCUCGUUACAGCCUGCUGCUACAGCCCCUCGUUACAUCCUGCUGCUACAGCCCCUCAGUACAGCCCCUCAGUACAGCCCCUCGAUACAGCCCGUCGUUACAGCCCAUCGUUACAGCCCAUCAUUACAGCCUGCUGCUACAGCCCCUCGUUACAUCCUGCUGCUACAGCCCCUCGUUACAUCCUGCUACCUGCUGCUACAGCCCCUCGUUACAUCCUGCUGCUACAGCCCCUCGUUACAUCCUGCUAGUACAGCCCCUCGUUACAUCCUGCUGCUACAGCCCCUCGAUACAGCCCGUCGUUACAGCCCAUCGUUACAGCCCCUCGUUACAGCCUACUGCUACAGCCCCUCAUUGCAGCCUGCUGCUACAGCCCCUCUGUACAGCCCCUCGUUGCAGCCUGCUGCUACAGCCCCUCAGUACAGCCCCUCGUUACAUCCUGCUAGUACAGCCCCUCGUUACAUCCUGCUGCUACAGCCCAUCGUUACAGCCCCUCAUUACAGCCUGCUGCUACAGCCCCUCGUUACAUCCUGCUGCUACAGCCCCUCAGUACAGCCCAUCGUUACAGCCCCUCGUUACAGCCUGCUGCUACAGCCCCUCGUUACAUCCUGCUGCUACAGCCCCUCGUUACAUCCUGCUGCUACAGCCCCUCGUUACAUCCUGCUGCUACAGCCCAUCGUUACAGCCCCUCGUUACAUCCUGCUGCUACAGCCCCUCGUUACAGCCUGCUGCUACAGCCCCUCGUUACAUCCUGCUGCUACAGCCCAUCGUUACAGCCCCUCGUUACAUCCUGCUGCUACAGCCCCUCGUUACAGCCUGCUGCUACAGCCCCUCAUUACAUCCUGCUGCUACAGCCCCUCGUUACAUCCUGCUGCUACAGCCCCUCGUUACAUCCUGCUGGUACAGCCCCUCGUUACAUCCUGCUGCUACAGCCCCUCGUUACAUCCUGCUGCUACAGCCCUCGUUACAUCCUGCUGCUACAGCCCCUCGUUACAGCCUGCUGCUACAGCCCCUCAGUACAGCACCUCGUUACAGCCCCUCGUUACAGCCUGCUGCUACAGCCCCUCGUUACAGCCUGCUGCUACAGCCCCUCAGUACAGCACCUCGAUACAGCCCGUCGUUACAGCCCAUCGUUACAGCCCCUCGUUACAGCCUGCUGCUACAGCCCCUCAGUACAGCCCAUAG